Molecule: messenger RNA, 2098 nt
Organism: Mya arenaria
Lineage: Eukaryota; Metazoa; Mollusca; Bivalvia; Myida; Myidae
Exons: 2
Coding region: 146-1027 (293 amino acids)
Source: RefSeq, a predicted model, not a curated record
AUAUAAGCGUUAAUAUAAAAUGUUUCUUUCAUAACGAUAGCGCAACACUUUAUAACCAUCGAUACUAUAACCAAUUAUUGCAUUGUAUAUUUUAUAGUUGUUGGAAAGAAGGAUCUUUAUAUUGUGUAUAAGUUCAAGAAUCAAGAUGCCAGAGAACAAGAUAUACCAAAUUAACCUGCAGGAGCUUAUUGAAAAAUAUGCAUGGGACUGUUUUCAAGACGAUAUGGGGUUUAUAAGGGGCAUUUUCAACAGAAAGCCUAAAUUUUACUUCGACAUACGCUGGGGAUACCUCGAUUUCUCACACAGGACUGAGAGUAAAGAGAGACCGGUGACCGGAAAAGUGAAUCAGAGAAACGUGGAGUUGUAUUAUUCGGAGUACGAGAAUAAAACCAACACAAAACAGAGCUACACGUUUUCAACAUCAAGGGAGACUACUGCGACUACUAGGAUUGAGCUGCAGGAGAACUACACUAUUGGUGCUGAAACUAAUUUGGAAGUGGAUCUAGCGGGUAUUGUUAAGUUUGGGGGUGGAGUGAAUGGGUCCUUGUCGGUGACUGAAACCAAAGGCCAAGAGUUUACCGAGACUCUCACUUGGAAUAUCGAUACAAACGUUGUGGUCCCGCGCUGGAAUCGCGCCCGUGCAACGUUGUUCGUUUAUGAACAACCCUCAAUACUUGACUUCACUGUAACUACGACCCUUUCAUUGCCAAAGACAUCUCUACCAGUUUCUAUAAGACGAAAACGAGAUGACAAAAUCGUGAAGACGUACUACAUUAUGAACCUUAACGCAAUAUUCGCCGAAUUCAAUAAAAAGCAUAUUAAGAAAGAUGAAAGCACACCUAUAAAAAUUGAGACAAGGCCGGUAGAAGGGAGUUCGAUAGAUGAAGUUAUAGCUGUGAUUACUUCCCGUGGCACGUGUAAAAAUGUCUCUUGGAAAAACCAGCAUGUGCGAGUACAGUGUACGCCGAUAGAGAGUGCAUUCGCCGAAAAUGAGAUGGAGCAAUGCGAACUGUUGGAAGAUGACUGACAACGAGAAUAGUAAUGUUAUCAUCACAGAAAAUACUUUGAUUACAGAUACAUAGAAAAUAAUGAGAAAAUAAUAGUUUUAUAUCACUAUUGUUUUGAAACGUGCAAUCGUUCAAGGCUAAAAAGAAUGUUCUCAUGCAAAUACAUCUAAAUUGUCAAACAAGUUUAAAUCGUUGAAACAUGGCUAAGUACUUUGACAAUUUUUCGGUUUGAAGCAGUUCUGGUAUGGAAUAGUCUACCAAACGAAUAACGUACAACCACAGACUUCAAAGAGUUCUAAAGACUGAUCAUUACUGAGUGGUUGCAGAUGUUCUAUCAGAGCGUAGCUUACCCCCUAUUCAUGUGGAUUCAUAAUUGUGCUAGUGGGUCCGGGAGCAUUUUUUAAAACAACGGUGCAAUCUGGUGCAUUCUGGGCGUUCUCAGGUGCUUUAUUUAGUACUGAAAAAUGGACAGUUUUAGGAUCAUGUAAUCAAGUACGCAUACUGCAACAUUGGCUGUUUUUGUCAGAAUCAUAUGGAUUCAGCCGCGUACUCGCGUAUAGGCAGCUGCGCGCCUGUCUCAACCACUGUUUUGUUGUUUAACACUUUGCGUAUGUCCAAGCUUUAUUCAUUGUUCCACCGUUUCCUUAGUUUGUUAUUCUACAAUUGCUUGUAGAGCCAAUAGCUUGUAUAGCUGUCUUUCCUGUAUUAUCUGCAUGCCUAGAGUGGUUUAGUUUUAAAAUGUACCUUUUCAUGUUUCUAUUUUUAUGUUUUAUAUUUCAUGUUUGUAAAACAACAAUUUUAUUUUUCUUAUCUUUUUAAUAUGCUUAUGGAUGCCAUUUAGUUUUAGUUUAAUUGAGUUUAUGUGUGAUAUGCAUGCCUAGUAUAGUUCAAUCGAAAGCAUGCCUUUUAGUUCGCUCCACACUUUUAUAAUAUAGUAUUUACUCGUAUAUACUAUUUGUAUACAUUUUCUAUUAUAUUUUACAAACAUAUUUAUAUAUCUUUUAAGAUCUGUAUAAUUAUUAUAAAACAUUGAUAGAUACGGUAAUCUAGCGACAUACCGCAAACCGUCAUGAUUUUAUUCGCACCUACAA